UUGUAUUGUAAGUAGGAAGCAUUAACCUCUGCCAUCUCCAUUGUAGCACAGCUCCCUUCAUCUCUCCCACCUAAUACACUAUUCUUCAACUUCCGAAUCAUUCCAUUUCCCCAAAAUUUCCCAACCCUCACCGUAUCUGCGCAAUUUUUACGGCGAUACAUCCGCUGCGCACUGCAAUGCCGGUGCGACCUUCCGAUUCUAGCUACUUGCUUGUUAUUGUAUUGUUCCUUCUCCAACCCUAGCUUCGCCUUCCGCCUCCUCCUCUACCGCAGUUCCUUUAGUUGGCUUGAUUAGCUUCUUCAUGUGGCUUUAGCUCAGGAGUGGCGCCGCCUAGCUUAUUCCCGAUCGGCGCUUCUCAACUCUUCGACCCAGCCUCUUCAAAUUAGUUCGGAUCCGGUUUGUGCUGGUUUUUUGCAUUUGCUUCUCUUAUGGAGACUGCUUCUACAAGUGGCCUUCGUUUUCGAAGGAUUCCACGGCAGUCCUUUUCAAAUUGCUUUAAGAUGGAACCAUUGCUGGAUGAAAACUUGGAGCAAUGGCCACAUCUAAACGAGCUUGUUCAGAGCUAUGGCGCUGAUUGGGUUAAAGACGAGUACAAGUAUGGGCACUAUGAGAACGUUGGGUCCAUCGCGUUUCAGAAUCAAGUAUUUGAGGGGCCAAAUACAGACGUCGAAACAGAAAUAGAGCUAGCUAAUGCUAGACGGACUAGGGCACAGUUAUCAACUGAAGAAGAAGUUUCAAGUACCUCAGGAAGUAAUUGCUUGCAGCAUCUUGGAGAGUCUCCGUUGCCGGCAUAUGAACCUGUUUUUGACUGGGAUAAUGAGAGAUCCGCGAUAUUUGGUCAAAGAGUUCCUGUUAAUAACAUUGUGCAGUACACCAGGUUUCUUCUCUGGACCCUCGUUCCCCCUAACUUCGAUCCUAAGCGUAAGAUUCACAAACCAGUGAAGGGUAUCUUAAGAUUGGAGAUUGAGAAACUCCAAUGUGGCCAAGUUGAUGAGAAGUCUUUUGAAAAUAGAAGCACAAAUGGUGAUUUUGGGGGUCAUCCUAAUAUAUCUGAUGGACGGAAGAAUGCUGACUUUGAUGUGCAUUCUUCUUAUGGGGCAGUGCUGGAUCGAAAUGGAUCAGUAUCUUUGGGAGAUAGUGAUACUAAUGACUUUCAGGCUUUUGACUUUCGGAUAACUUCAAGGAAUGAGCCCUUCUUACAACUCUUUCACUGUCUUUAUGUGUACCCUUUAAGUGUCAGCAUGACUAGAAAAAGAAAUUUGUUUAUUCGAGUUGAACUAAGAAAAGAUGACGCUGAUCUACGCAAACCUCCAUUAGAGGCAAUGCAUCCAAGGGAACCAGGUUCUACACUUCAAAAGUGUGCCGAGACUCAAGUUGCUGUUGGAGCUAGGGUUGCUUGCUAUCAUGAUGAAAUAAAAGUCUCGUUGCCUGCUAUAUGGACCCCAACACACCACCUUUUAUUCACUUUGUUUCAUGUUGACCUUCAAACAAAAAUUGAAUCUCCCAAGCCUGUGGUGGUAGGAUAUGCUUCGCUCCCUUUAUCCGCUUAUGCACAGUCAAAAUCUGAGAUUUCAUUGCCUCUUAUGCAAGAAUUGGUUCCACAUUAUCUACAAGAUACUAGCAGGGAAAGGGCGGAUUAUUUGGAGGAUGGUAAAAACGUAUUUAGGCUCCGUCUACGUUUAUGUUCAUCAUUGUACCCAAUAAGUGAACGGAUUAGAGAUUUUUUUCUUGAGUAUGAUCGGCACAUUCUUCGAACAAGUCCACCUUGGGGAUCUGAGCUUCUUGAGGCAAUCAACAGUUUGAAGAAUGUUGAUUCCACGGCUUUACUUCAGUUUCUUCAGCCCAUCUUAAACAUGCUUCUCCACCUCAUUGGGAAUGGUGGAGAGACUUUGCAGGUUGCUGCUUUCAGAGCUAUGGUUAAUAUAUUGACAAGGGUGCAGCAAGAGUCAGUUGAUGAUGGUGAAAGAAAUAUUUUUCUCGUUAACUAUGUUGACUUUGCUUUUGAUGAUUUUGGGGGUCGCCAACCACCAGUUUACCCUGGUUUAGCUACAGUAUGGGGAAGUCUAGCCCGUAGCAAGGCUAAAGGUUACCGUGUUGGGCCUGUUUAUGAUGAUGUAUUGGCCAUGGCUUGGUUUUUUCUUGAACUCAUUGUCAAAUCUAUGGCAUUGGAGCAAACUCGAUUGUUCUAUCACAAUCUCCCUUCAGGAGAAGAUGUUCCCCCGAUGCAGUUGAAAGAAGGUGUAUUUAGAUGUAUCAUGCAAUUGUACGACUGCCUAUUAACAGAAGUUCAUGAGCGGUGCAAAAAAGGUCUUGGUUUGGCUAAAUAUCUAAACAGUGGUUUGUCUUUCUUUUGUUACGAUCUUCUAUCUACCAUAGAGCCUCGACAAGUUUUUGAACUGGUGUCUCUAUAUCUUGAUAAGUUCUGUGGAGUGUGUCAACCGGUGCUGCAUGAUUGCAAGCUUACAUUUCUGCAGAUUUUAUGUGACCACGAUCUUUUUGUGGAAAUGCCAGGGAGAGAUCCUUCUGACAGAAAUUACAUUUCAUCUAUUCUUGUACAAGAGAUCUUUCUUACAUGGGACCAUGAAGAUUUAUCCAUGCGGGCUAAGGCUGCAAGAAUUUUGGUGGAACUACUCUGCAAGCACGAGUUUGAUUUGCGCUACCAAAAGAUGGAAGAUAAACUUUAUAUAGCUCAGCUGUACUUCCCCCUUGUAAGCCAGAUACUAGAUGAAAUGCCCGUGUUCUACAAUAUGGGUUCAAGUGAAAAGCGUGAGGUCUUGAUUGCUAUAUUGCAAAUCAUACGCAAUUUGGAUGAUGCCUCUCUUAUUAAAGCUUGGCAACAAAGCAUUGCCCGUACCAGAUUAUUCUUCAAACUUUUGGAGGAAUGUCUAAUUCAUUUUGAGCAAAGCAAGCCUGAUGAUACCUUGCUCAUGGGUAGUAGUUCUCGCAGUCCACUUGGAGAUAAGCCCUUCUCAUCAAAGUAUUCUGAGAGACUUUCUCCUGCAAUUAAUCAGUAUCUUUUGGAAGCUGCACGCCAAGAAGUUGGACCCCAGGGAACACCUGAAAAUGGAUAUUUGUGGCAAAGAGUCAACUCUCAGCUUAGCUCUCCUAGUCAGCCAUAUUCCUUAAGGGAAGCUCUGGCUCAGGCCCAAUCUUCUAGAAUUGGAGCUUCAACUCAAGCAUUAAGAGAAUCUUUGCACCCAAUAUUGAGGCAAAAAUUGGAACUUUGGGAAGAAAACCUUAGCGCUGCUGUCAGUCUUCAAGUUCUGGAAAUAAUUGAGAAGUUCUCUGGGGCAGUAGCAUCCCGUGCCAUUGCUACUGACUAUGGAAAACUUGAUUGUAUUACAUCUAUAUUUAUGAUAGUAUUUUCUCAUAAUCAACCUCUGGCUUUCUGGAAAGCUAUGUUUCCAGUUUUCAAUAAUGUCUUUGAACGUCAUGGAGCAACAUUAAUGUCGAGGGAAAAUGAUCGUUUUCUAAAGCAAAUUGCCUUCCAUCUUCUCCGGCUUGGAGUUUUUCGCAAUGAGAAUAUUAGGAAAAGAGCUGUUAUUGGGCUCCAGAUACUUGUUCGGAGCUCUUUCUCCUACUUCACGCAGACGGCAAGAUUGCGUGUCGUGCUCACCAUUACAAUGUCUGAAUUGAUGUCUGAAGUCCAAGUUACACAUAUGAAAACUGAUGGGACUCUAGAAGAAAGUGGCGAAGCGCACCGUCUUCGGAAAUCUUUGGAGGAGAUGGCAGAUGAAUCUAAGAGCUUCUCUGUACUCAAAGAGUGUGGUCUUCCAGAAACAGCUCUUGUUUCCAGCAGUGAACAAUUGUCUGAUAAUCAUUGGUCCUGGUCGGAAGUUAAAGUACUAUCUGAUAGUCUACUUCUGGCUCUUGAUGCUAGCCUGGAACACGCGCUACUGGCAUCUGUUAUGACAGUUGAUAGAUAUGCUGCUGCAGAGAGUUUCUACAAACUUGCUAUGGCAUUUGCUCCAGUUCCAGAUCUUCAUAUCAUGUGGUUGUUGCACCUGUGUGAUGCCCACCAGGAGAUGCAGUCUUGGGCUGAAGCAGCACAGUGUGCUGUCGCUGUUGCUGGAGUAGUGAUGCUGGCCCUCGUAUAUAGAAAUGAUGGAGUAUGGAGCUCGGAUCAUGUCUCUGCAUUGCGCAAGAUAUGCCCCAUGGUAAGUGGUGAGAUAACUUGUGAGGCUUCAGCAGCCGAGGUAGAAGGAUAUGGCGCUUCAAAACUUACAGUUGAGUCAGCUGUUAAGUACCUGCAACUUGCAAAUAAGCUCUUCUCCCAAGCUGAACUCCACCACUUCUGCGCCAGCAUCCUAGAACUAGUUAUUCCAGUGUACAAAAGCAGGAGGGCAUACGGCCAAUUAGCCAAGUGCCACACGAUGCUGACAAACAUAUACGAGUCAAUUCUUGAGCAGGAAUCGAGCCCCAUACCUUUUGCAGAUGCAACAUAUUAUAGGGUAGGGUUCUAUGGUGAAAAAUUUGGGAAGCUUGACAGGAAAGAGUAUGUAUAUAGAGAAGCUCGAGACGUGAGGUUGGGUGAUAUAAUGGAGAAACUCAGUCACAUUUAUGAGUCGAGAAUGGAUGGUACAACAUUGCACAUAAUACCAGACUCUAGACAGGUCAAAGCUGAUGAACUACAGGCAGAAGUUUGCUACCUGCAGAUAACAGCUGUCGAUCCAGUUAUGGAAGAUGAGGAUUUGGGAAGCCGAAGGGAGAGAACAUUCCCACUUUCUGUGCGUGCGCGUGUCUUUGAUAGGUUUUUAUUUGAUACUCCUUUCACCAAAAAUGGAAAGACUCAAGGUGGGUUGGAAGAUCAGUGGAAACGGCGUACAGUGGUACACACCGACGGUUCAUUCCCGGCCCUAGUAAACCGUCUGCAGGUGAUAAAAUCAGAAUCGCUAGAGUUCUCUCCCGUGGAGAAUGCGAUUGGGAUGAUUGAAACGAGAACAGCAGCACUAAGAAACGAGCUCGAGGAACCUCGCAGCUCAGAAGGCGAUCAACUACAGAGUCUACAGAGGAUACUUCAGGGAUCCGUCGCCGUCCAAGUGAACAGCGGAGUUCUGAGUGUUUGCACGGCAUUCCUUUCAGGUGAACCUGCUACCAGACUGCGCUCCCAGGAGCUGCAGCAACUCAUUGCCGCACUCCUAGAAUUCAUGGCCGUUUGCAAACGCGCUAUCCGUGUCCACUUUCGGUUGAUCGGGGACGAAGACGAAGAGUUUCACACACAGCUUGUCAAUGGAUUUCAGUCGCUUACUGCAGAAUUGUCCCACUACAUUCCAGCCAUUCUUUCAGAACUCUAACAAGCUUCAACUUCGUCUUCCACAGUGAGUGCUUCAGUGUAAAAAUUAUUCCUUUUGUAGGUGUUUGAUCAAAUAUUCAGCUAGUUUUAUCUAAGUUUCUAGCAUGCUUGUUACAAGUUCUCGAGUGUAUUGCUUUUUGUAUUGUAUUAUAUGCUGCUGCGGUCCUUUGUAUUGAUAGAGAUAGUCAUAGGAUGGACUGUGCAACCUCUAUUUUUGACAUUCACUUAAAUUGACAAGUAAAUAUUUUUGUGUUUUGGUGGUGGAGAAAGUUUGGAUGGAUGUGAAAUCAAUUGAUUUCUGGUUCGAUUA
Molecule: messenger RNA, 5603 nt
Organism: Salvia hispanica
Lineage: Eukaryota; Viridiplantae; Streptophyta; Magnoliopsida; Lamiales; Lamiaceae
Source: RefSeq, a predicted model, not a curated record